UUUUUUUCAAAAUGCAGAUCCUUCUGUCUGAUGAAACUACCGACUGAUGCGUUAACAUGGAUACCAAAGAUGAAAGCCAUCGGGAGCCAAUACAGACAGAAUAUGACCAAACUCAGUUUGGGGAGAGACCAACAAAUGAUGAUUCAGUUGCAAAACUAGAAGAAACAGCAGAGAAGGGCGAGGCUGCCGAAAUCGACCACCAGAAAACGUUGCCAGCAGAGACCGUUGCAAACAAUACUGCUCCUACGUCCCCCGAAAUCAGUCCCGAUGUCAGACUCAACGUCUUGCCGGAACUGUGCGAGUUUGCCUCCUUGGAUUUCCUCCUGCAGCAGCUGCCGCGCAAAGCGCAGAGGGCCUCGCGGGCCCUGCCGGCCAUCACGGUCGAGUUCACCUGCUUGGACGUCAACAAGGACCUGAUUGUCUUGGGUGCCAACUUCUCCAUGGUCUUUGUGUACGAUCGCCAGGAGAACACGAUUGUCAAGUUGAGAUGUGAGGACCGAAGUUGCCGCAUAACCUGCGUCAAAUUGCUGACGAGCAUUGACCAUCAGAUUGCCGUGGGCACCUCCAAUGGACAAGUAGAGGUGUACCUUCUGCCUGCAAAACGACCCAAUCAAACCAUCAAAGAGCUGAAGAAGUUUCUCGUCGACGGUGGCCACAAAAGCAACGUGACGUGUGCCGAAUGGAGCGCCAAUGGAAUGAAGCUGUUUACCGGUGACUCGGUUGGGAAUAUUGUGUACUGUGAUGUGGAUUUUUACGAGAAUAAUUGCCACUCUGAGCUCAUACUCGCAGAAGAUAUGCCGAUCGUGCAGCUAAACUACGCUCACAAGAUCCUGAUAGUAUCAACAUUCAGCAGAACAGUGCUGUGCUAUACUGAUGAGAACUACAGGCUACAGCAAGUCGGUCAACAGCCAAGAAAAACCAAAGGGUACUUUGGUGCCCACUUUGUCCCUGGCCUGUGCAAGGCGAGCGGCGCGACUCUCUGCGCCACCCGGCCGGGAUUACGCAUGUGGCAUGCCACCGCAGACGGCACGGUUCAAGAAACGCUCAAGUUUAAACACCUCCUGUCUAGCCAGCACCAGACGAUCAUGCUUAAGAUGUCCACGCGACCCGCGGUCUGCAACACCGCGGACCUCCAAUUUGGCCCCGUGUUGUUCUUCAAAGAGACCCUGGUACUGACGUGGUCACACAAUUUGCUGGCCGUGCUCGACAUCCACGGUCCUAGCGGAGCCAGGGUCAUCGCAAGCAGCCAGGGGGACCUUGGGAGUAUCGUUUCCGUGGCAACCUUCGGAGAUGAGAUUUACGUUCUCAGACGGGGAACCGAUAGACAACUGAUUCGGAUUGCAACAACGCCGGAGUUCACACAACCAAAAGAACUUCCAGUGAUGUCGGAUGCCGAGCGCUUGUUGAAGUUGCCAGAAUCAGCAGCUGGCUCCGGCCAGACGUCGGGUACCGACAGCCCCGGCACCCAGAGAAAAACCAGCUUCAGGCAAGGCCUGUCAGCCAUGAAGAGCCUCUUCAGCAAAGCCAAGGAGGAACUGGCGGACACCACGGCUAAGUUGGUGCCCAAGUUUGGGAAACACGAUUCCGAGGAGGGCCAGAGCGAUGGAUCCUCGCGACGAAGCAGCCAAGACAACAUUCCUAUCUUUUCCGGGGAGACUCCGGACGCAACUCUUUCGCCGGAGCUCCUGGCUGCAAGGUUUGCGGCAAGAACAGAGGCCAAUCAAUCAAAGACCAGAGAGCAAUCAUCCCCCGAAAUUCCUCAGAUACAGACGGAACCUUGCCAGGAAGUCACCGAGACACUUCAAGAUCAAGCGGCAUCGGCCCAGGCCACCGACCAGGCCGCCAACCAGGCUACCGAACAGGCUCCAGAACAGACGACGGGCGGAGAGGAACCACCCGUGAUGACUCUCAAUGAAAAGAAACUCUUGGAGAUUGGACAGAAGAGCUUUGACGACGUCCUCUUUCAACCGACCAAACAUUCCAAAAAGAAGAAGAAGAAAGCUCAGAAAGGAUCAAAGAAAGAUCGAUCGGCAACACCGUCCCCAAUCCCAGAUGGCUUUAACAGUCCCUCUCACAACGGAGGCAAGUCAGAAUCUGACCGGAGGUGGACAGGCAGUACCGAGAGCGAUAACCAGAGACUGAGGUCUGAUAGACUUGAAAAUGGAAAGCUUCGCGGCAGGUCCAAGAGUGACCCGAGUGAAAUCGUGAAGGCUCACGCAGACAGCGUGAAAAGCACAGGAUCGGAGGACCUUAUGAACGGCGUGUCUAACAACAGCAGGCAUGGCAGCAGUACUGCGAACAGUGGCAGGGAAAAAGAUGAUGCUGAUAUGGGUCAGACAGAAGCUGAACCUGUUAGAGUUGCGGGACACCCUGAAUAUUGUCAGUACCCCUCUGGGAAGGUCAUUCUAGGAGGCGUGGUUUCCAGCAGUGUGGAUGACGCAGCUCCGUGGGUCGGCACGCCGGUUGACAGUAGCAUGUCCGACCCCAGCCCGAGAGAUUUUCCAGGAACAUUGAGAUCUUGGGAAGACACCCCAGAUGCUGCAAAACGAGGAUUGCAAGAGGAUGGCCACUGGAUGAUGAAUACUAAUAGUAUACACUCGCUGAGGUCGGACACUGACAGCUUGAAAUUGGACCUUGAAAAAACGGUACCUUCUGACAGAUUGGACCAACCUAGGCAGUUCACGAAUAACAAAGCCUCACCCGCGGGAGGCAAUGUGGCAUCGCCUCAAUUUGGCACCCGCAUGUCAGAUUCCACCGAUGAGGAGUUUUACCCAAAAUACCUGGCUGAAACCCCGAGCAGCGAUGCCAGCAACCCUCCGGAAGUCUUUGUAGUCGACGCGAGCCAACCACGAGUUCACCAGGAGCCGGUGCAGCCGUAUGCGGAUCCAGCAGAUGACAAUGAUGAGGGUGCUUUGGAGGAAGCUCCAAUCCCCGAGAACAUCCAGCAAAGAUUCGCUGGCAGCUGGAUGCAGUGCAACACGCCGGGGUACAUCAUGCAGCUGGUGGUGUCUGACAAGCACGUCUGGUGCGUGGACAACCGCGACAAGGUCUACCAUUCCCUAGUGUCCAACGUCACCAUCAAGUGGAACAAGUUGAAGGACUCUGCAAUGCAGAUAGCCAGCUCCCCGAACGGAAACAUCGUCUGGCGUCUGCAUCGGAAAUCGGGCACGGCUUUCGCGUGUGCCCCUAUCAGCCCCCAGUCGCCGAUUGGAACUAAGUGGUACGAGGCUUCCAAAGGAACCAUCCAUAUCUGCUUGGAUGAAAAUAUGGCCUGGGUGGUCAAGGGAAAUGGUGACAUCUGCGUGCAUAAAGGCAUGAGCCGCGAUUUGCCACUCACGAGAGAGGAGCGCGUCAGCAGCAAUGCUUACGUGGUGCAGAUUGCCGCAAAUCGGGGUGUGGUGUGGGCCAUUGGGUCCAACAAGAAGGUCAUGUACAGAGGCGACAUCACGCGGACUGUUCCAGAAGGCAAAAAGUGGAUGGAUCUGGAUGAGGAAAGCUGCAAGCUUCGUUUUGUGAGCAUAGCACUUGACAGUCGCAACGUGGGUUGGGGUAUUGAUGAAGAGGGUCUAGUCUGGUUCCGGAGUGGCGUGACACCCAGCUCGCCAAGAGGGGACGACAAGAAAUGGUGGCAGGUGCCCAUGGGGGAGUACCUCAUGCAAGAUCCCAGUGCGCUGAAGAUGCUGCUCAACAUAGCCGGCACCAACGCCACGGUGGAUCGCAUGACGACGUGGCUGAAGAGACAGUACUACCGGGCCACUCACAUCGCGGCCAGCGCAGCCAGCGUGUGGGUCUGUGGGUCGUAUCACUACAAGAGCUCCUUGCACGUAUCCAAAGGAAAUCUGCUCGGUUCUGUGUGGGAGAGUGGCUGCCCAGUGGGUCUACCCAUUUCAGCAGCGUGGGUCAGUGUCAGCGCUACUGGAGUGUAUGGUCCUAGUGGAAUGAUCUGGGCGGCCCUCAAAUCUGGUGAGGUCUUCAGUUUCCCACCAGACACUCGCAAGCCCUUACAGGUGGACCCGCCGAGGGCUGGGGUCAUCUUCAAGCAUCUGAGCGCCACCUCUGACACCAUGUGGGCGCUACAGGAGGACGGCGACAUCUACGUCAGGAAGCAGAUCAGCGAGAGGUGUCCGCAGGGACUGAGCUGGAAGAAACUGGUCCUGGAUCAGCUAGGUCCCUGUAAAGUUGUACAUUUUUCCUGCGGCGCCGAUGUGGUGUGGGCGUGCGACAACGAGGGCAUGAUCCAUCUUCGUAUCGGGGUGGACAUCCCCUACGACGAAGCCCUACCACCAGCUUGGGUGCCCGUGGAUGGCAGAGCCUCGGGAUUCGGGGCCUGUUUUGAGCAGGUGUUCUGCAGUGUGGAUAACCGGCUGGUCUGGGCGCUGGACAACAAGAGAGCGGUGUACGUCAGGAAAGGUAUCUGCGAGGAGCUGCCUGUGGGUCUGGAGUGGGAGGUCGUGGAAGGGACACAAGCUACCCAUCUGUGCAUCAGCUGCAGUACAGUCUGGGCACUGUGCCCCAACGGCGACAUAGCCUGCCGCUUUGGCAUCACCGAGAAAAACUGCAUGGGGGACUACUGGAAGAAGGUUCCUGGAAGCUAUAAAUAUCUCUCAGUGACCCAGAGCGAUGACCUGUGGGCCAUCAGUCACGACCUCAAACUGUUUCAACGGUUCACCAAGAUGUUCCAACGCCAGGGGGUGCCGCAGGUGGAGCAGCCGGGCUCACCAAUCAGCGAAGAUGACUGGGAGUUACUGUAACCCGGAAACCUGCCGAAAUAAACUGAAAUUAUUUAAAUCUGUAAUGUCGGGUGUCGUAAGCCUGUUUCAUAUUCAGUAAGUGGCUGCCGCCAUACAGCUUUUGUUAAAGCUAUAGUCCAUCAUUUGCAGCUAUCCAAAAAGUGACUGACGUAAUUAUU
Molecule: messenger RNA, 4909 nt
Organism: Patiria miniata (bat star)
Lineage: Eukaryota; Metazoa; Echinodermata; Asteroidea; Valvatida; Asterinidae
Gene: tecpr2
Product: tectonin beta-propeller repeat-containing protein 2-like
Exons: 15
Coding region: 57-4751 (1564 amino acids)
Molecular function (GO): protein binding
Source: RefSeq, a predicted model, not a curated record